AUGACUUCAGUUAUUUCCGCUUUCUCACUUUUUGUAUUAGUAUUAGUCAGUGGCUGCUUUACCUUACCACUUGUUGAACGGAGUUCAACAUUAUCAUCAUUCGAUAAUCAUGUAUCUACAGAAGAAAUGUUUACAUCUGAUAGUACACCAGAAUUAGAACUCAGAAAUUUAUCAGGUGAAAUUUCUCGCGCAUGGAAUAUGCCAACAUCUACUGGAGACUAUGUACCAGAAGAUUUCACUCAAGCAUCAUAUAUGGGUCAUGAACACUCUGCUUCAGAACAUUUCACAUUUGAACCAACAACUGAACGCAUGUUUGUUCCAAAACGUGAUGCUAAAGAUUCAUAUGCUGUAGAUGAACCUAUCCCAUCAGAACGAUUCAAUCAUACAUUAACUGAAAAAUUCAAUGCUUCAAAAGUUGGUGCUGCAGAUAUGUAUGCUGUCGAUGAAUCUAUUCCUUCAGAACGAUUCGAACAUCACCCAACAGCUGAAGGAUUCGUUGCUCCAAAACGUGCUUUUGAUGAAUCAUUUAUGACAACAGUAGAAUCAGACACUGAAUCUGCACCCAUGAAACGUUUUUUUGAUGAUGCAUCAUUUGGUACAACUGAACACACCGUUCAAGAUGGUGAAUCUCAUUAUAAAACUGACUUUACAACAGAAUUUAUCAAAUCAAAAAUGGACAUGGAAUCAACAACAGAUUUUAUGACAACAUUUACAUCAACUAUUGCUCCAGAACUUUAUACAACUAAAUUAUAUCCAUCAACUUUUACUUCAACAAUGUCAACAGGAAAAUUUACUGGUCAUCUUGGUGAUGAUGAUGAAGAAACUGAAAAACCAAAAAAAACACACAGAGUAUCAAAAUAUGACACACCACGAAAAACACAAACAACUACAGUUGAACCAGAAGAUGAUUCACAUAUUCGAGUAGCUGAAUAUGAUCAAUCAGCAUCAGAUAAACUUGAAAAUAUGCCAAAUGAUCUUAUGGUUCUUGAUAACAAAAAUGAUGUUGUUACCAUUGCUUCAAUUAAAUUAACCACAGAUAUGAUGAAAAAUGAACCAAAAGAAAAAAUGCUUAAUCAAGGUAAAAAACCAUCACACACUGAAAAGAAAGAGUCGGAUCACUGA
This is a messenger RNA of Adineta steineri, 1122 nucleotides long. NCBI's taxonomy places the organism in Eukaryota, Metazoa, Rotifera, Eurotatoria, Adinetida, Adinetidae. The record is from the annotation of a GenBank genome assembly.